UGCAAGGCACGGCGAGAGUGCUUUCUAGUUGUAGAGAGAGGGAGAAGACGAACAAGAAGAACAUGGCCGAUGUUCCAAGAAAGUAAGAAAAAAGAGAAAGAAACAUCACCACAAAGAUAACCCCCCCUCUCUCUCUCUGUUGCUUCUCUCCAACUCCAAUUUCUGUUCCGAUCUUGCGUCUAAAACCCUAGCUCUACUUCACUUUCUUUCUCUUGAAGAUUCUGAAGAUCCUAUUUAUAAUCUCCGAUUCGGAGGGAAUUUAUAAUUUAUGUUUGAAUUUGGUUCGUUUGUGGGAAUCGGAGCUUUGAUGGUGGAAGUUUGAGCUUUCGAUUAUAAUUACGCUUCCAGAAUUUAUUUUUAUUUUUAUUUUAUUUUUGUGUGUGGAGAGUUUUGAAAUGGCGGAGGAAGGUGCAUUGUCGUUUUCUGUGGCGUCCGUGGUGGAGGAUGUUCUUCAGCAGCAUGGGAUUCGAUCCAGACAUCUUGAUCUGGAGUCCCGCAGGGCAGAGGAAGCCGCAACAAGACGGUAUGAGGCAGCUGGGUGGCUAAGAAAGAUGGUUGGAGUUGUUGGAGCUAAAGAUUUGCCAGCCGAGCCUUCUGAGGAAGAGUUUAGGCUUGGUUUGAGAAGUGGUCUGAUUCUCUGCAAUGUACUUAAUAAAGUUCAACCUGGAGCUGUGCCAAAGGUUGUAGAGAGUCCUGAUUCUGCGCUUAUACCUGAUGGAGCAGCUUUAUCCGCAUAUCAAUAUUUUGAAAAUGUGAGAAACUUUCUUGUAGCGGUGCAAGAGAUGGGGCUUCCUACUUUUGAGGCAUCUGAUCUGGAACAAGGAGGGAAAUCUUCUAGGGUUGUGAAUUGCAUUCUGGCACUUAAAUCCUACAGUGACUGGAAGCAGUCAGGUGGGAAUGGGGUAUGGAAAUUUGGGGGAAAUUUAAAACCAGUGACAUCUGGAAAGCAAUUUUUGCACAAGAAUUCAGAUCCAUUCACAGGUUCCUUGUCAAGGAACUUGUCAAUGAGCGAAAAGUCAUUGAAUGCUCUAUCCUCUGACCUUGACUCUAAUAAUAAGUCUAGUUCUUUGAGUAUGCUUGUUCGUGCCGUUCUGUUAGAUAAGAAGCGUGAAGAAGUUCCAACACUGGUGGAGUCUGUGCUAAAUAAGGUUGUGGAGGAAUUUGAGCAUCGCAUUGCAUCUCAAAUUGACUUGAAGAAAACAACUUCACAAGAUGUUGUCAUUUCUCAUGGCAACAAAUAUCACUUGAAGCAUGGUUCUGCUAAUAUAAAGAUAGAAGAGAAAAAUUUGAUGCAGUUAAAGAAAGAGGAAUGCUUCCAUAAAGCCAAUAUCCCUGAUGAGGAAUCAAAAAGACAAACUCUCAAACAGCAGAUGAUAUUUGAACGACAGAACAGAGAGAUUACAGAGCUAAAACAAACUCUUCACAUUACAAAAGCUGGCAUGCAGUUCAUGCAAAUGAAGUUCCACGAAGAUCUCCACAAUCUUGGUGUGAAUGUUCAUGGUCUUGCACAUGCUGCUUCUGGAUAUCAUAAAGUCCUUGAGGAAAACCGCAAGCUAUAUAAUCAAGUGCAGGACCUUAAAGGAAGUAUUAGGGUUUACUGUCGAGUUAGGCCCUUCUUGGGUGGACAAUCAAACUAUUCAACUACUGUGGGUCAUAUAGAAGAGGGAACAAUUACUAUUGCUAUUCCAUCAAAGCACGGUAAAGGGCGUAGGAUGUUCAACUUCAACAAAGUUUUUGGGCCCUCUGCAACCCAAGCGGAGGUCUUUUCAGAUACACAGCCACUUAUUCGUUCUGUCCUUGAUGGGUACAAUGUAUGUAUAUUUGCAUAUGGUCAAACUGGAUCGGGAAAAACUUACACAAUGACUGGACCUAGGGAUCUUACAGAGCAACAACGAGGUGUAAAUUACAGGGCAUUGAGUGAUUUGUUUCUUCUAGCAGAACAAAGAAAGAACACCUUCCACUAUGAUGUCUCUGUGCAAAUGAUUGAGAUAUAUAAUGAGCAAGUUAGAGAUCUUCUUGUUACUGAUGGUCUUAACAAAAGAUUAGAGAUCCGCAACAGUUCUCAGACAGGACUCAAUGUACCAGAUGCAAGUCUUGUUCGAGUGUCGUCAACAUCGGAUGUGAUUGAUUUGAUGAACUUAGGACAUAGAAAUCGUGCAGUGGGUGCAACAGCCCUCAACGAUCGUAGUAGUCGCUCCCACAGUUGCUUGACUGUUCAUGUCCAAGGAAGGGACUUGACAACUGGAGCUGUACUUCGUGGCUGUAUGCAUUUGGUUGAUCUGGCCGGAAGUGAGAGGGUUGACAAAUCUGAAGUAACAGGAGAUAGACUAAAAGAGGCGCAACAUAUUAACAAAUCUCUUUCUGCUUUGGGUGAUGUGAUCUCUUCCCUCGCCCAAAAGAAUUCACAUGUCCCUUACAGGAACAGCAAACUGACACAAUUGCUCCAAGACUCACUUGGAGGACAGGCCAAGACACUAAUGUUUGUUCACAUAAGCCCUGAGCCUGAUUCUAUUGGAGAAACAUUGAGUACACUCAAAUUUGCUGAGCGUGUUGCCACUGUUGAACUUGGUGCUGCCCGAGUAAACAAAGAUGGUGCAGAUGUUAAAGAGCUCAAAGAGCAGAUUGCUAGUCUUAAAGCAGCCUUGGCAAGGAAAGAAGGGCAAUCGGAGCUCAUGCAGCAAAAAAUAGCUGGUAGUCCAUGUGGCAUAGUGUCCUCACCUUAUCAUCGUAGCCCACAAGGUGGAGAUAUAUUGGCUGAUCAGAAAAGCCGCAGGAAACCAAUGGGGGAUGUAGGCAACAUAGAGGAGGUACGGAACAACUCAGGAUUGAGGCAAAAGAGGCAAAGUUUCGAUCUUGAUGAGCUAUUAGGAAGUUCGUCUCCCUGGUCUCCUGUCACUAGUCCUGGUCAGAAUUAUGGGGAGGAUGAUAGAGAAACAGGCUUAGGUGAGUGGGUAGAUAAGGUCAUGGUGAACAAGCAAGAAGCUAAUGGAGUUCACAACCCUUUAGGACAUUGGGAAGCAGACAAUGGACACAUGUCUGAUGUAUUUGGUCAGAAAUAUCUCUCAGAUUCUUCCAAAUUAUACAUGGAACCAUCAUAUAAUAUAUUCACAGGAAGCAACCAGUUUGACAUUGCUACUAGUGAUGAUUUGGAUGAGCUUGAUGCUGGCACUAGUGACUCAUCGGAGCCUGAUUUGCUUUGGCAAUUCAAUCAUGCCAGACUUACCAACUUAACUAAUGGGAUGGGCUCAAAGAUUCAGAAACCGAAUCCAAAGCCAGCAAAGAGCCCAGAACUAAGCCGGAAUGUGAUUCCUAAAUUAGGCCCUUCACAAACACAUAAAUUGUCAAACGGCAUUGGCCCCAACUCUCAACGGAGUGGAAGGCAGGCAAUCCCUACUGAAGCUAAACGGAAAACUGGGAAUAGAAAAUAGAGGGUAGAUUGUAUGUAGCAGAAUUAUUAUUUUUAUUUUUUUAUAAUUUUUUAUUUCUAUAUCUGAUGGUGAGGUGAGUGUGUGAGAGGUGAGGUGUUCCUAUAAUAUAGUUUUUUUUUUUUAUUUUCUCUUGAAUUCAUUUUUUUGUUUAUAUAAAUGUCAAUGCAACCAUAACUCCAGUUGCUUGUAUUUGUUGUUGUCAAGCUUAAGAGAGGUACUCCAAUUCUUUGGAUUCCACAAUAUUUUCAUUCAUAUAUAAAAGUCUUCUGCAUCUUAUGAAGCAA
Molecule: messenger RNA, 3712 nt
Organism: Camellia sinensis
Lineage: Eukaryota; Viridiplantae; Streptophyta; Magnoliopsida; Ericales; Theaceae
Source: RefSeq, a predicted model, not a curated record